UAUAUUAAAAUGGAUGAUACAAAGCCAUGGGGCUAUAAAUGGCGUUCAUCUCGACUGUUGGUGGUUUCGUCCAUCACAGUUGCCUUAUUCGCAGAGACAUUUCUCUAUGGAUUUCUUACUCCGAUCUUGAGUUAUAUGCUUGAAGAACGACUGCAUCUGGAUUCAUCACAAACUCAGACGUACACCACAGCAUUGCUCACCACCCAUGGGUUCAUUGGUCUCGUCUCUGCUCCGAUUGUCGCUCACCUUGCUGAGAAGACUUCGAGCCAAAAGAAACCACUAUUGAUCGCUUUGGCAGGAUGUUUUGUGGGAACUCUGAUUAUUGCUCUUGCCCCAUCUGUUUGGGUACUCUUCGUUGGUCGCAUCCUGCAAUCUAUGGCGGGUGCCGCUACUUGGGUGGUUGGAUUUGCUCUUUUGGCAAACAAUGUGGACAAGAAAAACCUCGGACAGUCGAUGGGGAUGGCCAUGUCAUUUGUAACUGCAGGAAUGGUUGGCGGACCAACAGUGAGUGGCGCAAUGCUUCAGCUAUUUGGCUACUGGGCCGCCUGGUCACUUCCCUUGGUGGUACUUGUCUUGGAUAUCGUUGCCCGUCUGGUCAUGAUUGAGCCUGCUCGAAAAUCCCCCAAAGCUGCUGGCAAGUCAGUUCUCAACAAUGACGCGAGCCCAGAAGAAUCGACUGCUCUACUUUCUGAUACACCGGCUACAGCCAGACCGGACGAUAGUACAGUGGAGAACAAGCACGAUCUCAAACAUGAAUACUACAGAGUUAUGCUCUCCGAUCCACGUGUUUUGACUGCAUUGGCCAACGUUAUUGUUGUCUCCUCUCUCAUGUCUGGCAUUAACAACACUCUCCCUGUUCACCUGAGACAAGCAUUCGGCUGGAAGAGUUUGCUCAUUAGUAUGAUGUUCUUCUGCCUCCAAGUGCCGAACAUUGUUCUCAGUGGCCCAUCUGGGUGGCUUCGCGAUCGGAUUGGAAUACGGGGACCUACCGUUUUCGGUUGGCUCGCAAUGAUCCCUCUCAUCUUACUUCUGGGGAUUCCUGGAGACCCCCACUUCCCAUGGGCCGGAGGAGAUGCCGCUGGCAAGUCGAUCUUUACCAGCAGUUUGAUUGCUUUGGGUAGUAUUCUACCUCUUGUGCGUGGAGUAGGAGCCGUACAACUGGCCUAUGUUGUGAAGGACAUGGAAGCUAAAGACGCGCAUAUGUUCGAGGCCAACAGAAGCAACCUGCGAGUCUUUUCUAUGACUGAAGUCGGAUUUAGUCUCGGUAUGAUGCUUGGGCCUUUGUUGACCGGCUCGUUAUUCGAAUUAGUUGGCUUCUUUUACAUGACUGUGGCACUAGCUAUUACUUGCCUCAUCCAGGCCGCAAUUUCCUGGAGUUGGUUGGAUACCUUGCCUGGUCCAGAAGCUCCCGAAGCUUCGGUUUAA
Molecule: messenger RNA, 1425 nt
Organism: Penicillium verrucosum
Lineage: Eukaryota; Fungi; Ascomycota; Eurotiomycetes; Eurotiales; Aspergillaceae
Product: MFS transporter
Exons: 5
Biological process (GO): transmembrane transport
Molecular function (GO): transmembrane transporter activity
Source: RefSeq, a predicted model, not a curated record